UGGCCUCGGUCACAGUCACGUGAGAACGCUGUCACGCUCCCUUAAUGGCAGGCUGGUACAUCCUAACUUGACUUUCUCCCGUAUCGACCUCGGAUCCUAGCGCGAACCUUGUAGGCUAAUAUGGUCAUUCAGCGUGCGGAAUGUCCUCGUGGUGGUCUGCGAAGACCCAGAGCACUAUACGAUUGCGGAACCUCGUCCUCGUUGCAUCCAGCAAGGCUUGCUACCUGUCUGCGUCGUCCCAGACGUCUGAACGACCCACUCCCCACCCGCACGACCGCUGAUGAUGAAGGCUGCUUUCACAGAAAUCGAUACCAACUACGACAUCAGCCUGCGCUUCUGCGUGGAGAACGUGCGGGACUUCUUCGAGCGCGGGGAUGAGCAGGACAGUACCCGUGUGGUUCGCGCGACGGACACGUUCGGACCAGGCUGGCACAUCAAAUGCAAGGCGACGAACUUCGACGGCGAGAACUACUUGUCUUGCUACCUCGUAGCUGGGUCAAUGGGAUACCCAACCCCGAUCUCAUUCUCCUUCGCUGGAGAGUCGUCGCAGGGAGGCAUACAGUACUUCAAGUUCAGCACAACUCAUACCUUUACCGCGUUCAAGGGAGCCGACUGGGGCUGGACGAAGGCCCUAUCAAAGCUCAAGGGCUGGGAUCGUUACGAAACGCUCCGUGAGGAGAAUGCACUCUAUAUCAGGGCGACUAUCCGGGCCCAAGUAGCUGCUGUGUACCCAGACAGAUGCCUCGAUCUGUCGCACGACGUGAUUACCACGGAGAGACCUACCGACGUUCGGUUUGUAGUGCACGCUUCGCGCGACAGAGCAGGGGAGCUCUCCAAGCCGCGCGAAUUGUUCGCCAACAAGGCAACCAUUAGGAGAGCUUGCCCUCUGCUAGCGAAAUAUAUUGACAACUUGGAUGCGGCUGCCGCAAUUGCACAGGAGCUCUUUGGUGAGGCCAAGCGCGGUCCUCACCAAUCGACCUCCAGUGCAAUUGGUCAGCACGACGACAAUACGUCCCAAGCAGAUAGUGACUGGGACUUUGACGACGAAGAGCAGGUUGAGAAGGCCCCGCACCCGCACCCUACAGCUGAAGAGACGGAAGGACGCCGGGAUGCAGGGGCCGUCUCCGAUACGGAGUCCUGGGAGGCCGGGGAUAUGUCCCCGCUCGAUGAUACUAUGUCGGACUGGGCUUUCGAAGAGACUAGACCUGCAAACGAAGUGGUAUCCAUUGCCCCUACUACGAUCGCAAUCACAGGUGCCGCAUUACCUACUUGGGAGGCUUUCCUAUUUUACAUAUACACCGGCGUGGUCGCCUUCGGGCCGCUGAAGAGCAGAGGUGAAGCCACCCGGACGGAGUUCAUAGCAGAUUACAGAGUACAUAACCCCCACCGGCCUGCACCAUGCUCGUGCAAGUCGAUGUACCGUAUCGCGUGCAUACUCGAUCUACCUGGCCUCAAGGAGCUUGCUCUGAAAGAACUGUCGUCACAGCUAUCGAAGGAGAACAUAGUGACGGAAAUCUUUACGGGAUUCACUGCAAAGCACGAAGAGGUGAUGGACCUGGAGCUUCGGAUAUUGAAGGAGCAUUGGGCCGAGCUCAAGGGCACCGAACAGGUCUCGGAGGUGCUGAAGAAUGUCGUCCGUGGCAAGCUGCCCCAUGCUGCAGCAGUCAUGGCAGAACUAUUGUGACGUCUAUAAUGGGCCGCGCUACACCAUUGGGUAAACACUGGGAGCGAAUGAUUGCGCAGUGAUGGGCUCUCCCGCAGGGAACCCACUGCAACGACACAGAAGCCUCGGCACACUAGGUGAUUGAAACCGCUAGCUAGUAUGUGCCCGUAGUAGAGGAUGAGCUCGACGACUGGAUACUACGCUAUGGUUCCUAACGUCACCCAACGCUGUGGCUAGGUCAAUGGGUAGAUUACUACGGCAACGGAGUGCAAGUACAUCGUUGGGUUUAUCGACGUCGUCUUUCCAGAAGCACCGAGGGUCCGUUCCGAGAUGGAGAAACGCCUACCGAAUCUGCCUGUAG
Messenger RNA from Rhodofomes roseus, 2024 nucleotides. RefSeq lists its product as uncharacterized. The record is from RefSeq and is a predicted model, not a curated record. Lineage: Eukaryota; Fungi; Basidiomycota; Agaricomycetes; Polyporales; Fomitopsidaceae. The coding region runs from base 281 to 1684 and encodes 467 amino acids. Gene Ontology annotation, molecular function: protein binding. The transcript has 7 exons.